Messenger RNA from Galeopterus variegatus (Sunda flying lemur), 1245 nucleotides. Its product is annotated as serine--pyruvate aminotransferase, mitochondrial. The record is from RefSeq and is a predicted model, not a curated record. Gene Ontology annotation, cellular component: peroxisome. The transcript is spliced from 11 exons. Bases 1 to 1245 code for a protein of 414 amino acids. Gene Ontology annotation, molecular function: L-serine:pyruvate transaminase activity; L-alanine:glyoxylate transaminase activity. Lineage: Eukaryota; Metazoa; Chordata; Mammalia; Dermoptera; Cynocephalidae.
AUGCUCCGAACUCUGGCCACGGCCAGUUCAGUCUGGGGGCCCCGAGUGGCAGGCAAAGUGCGGACCAUGGCCUCUUACCAGCUGCUGGUGGCCCCCCCAGAGGCCCUGCUGAAGCCCCUCUCUGUCCCCAACCGGCUCCUGCUGGGGCCCGGCCCCUCCAACCUGACUCCGCGCGUGCUGGCGGCAAGCGGGCUGCAGAUAAUUGGGCACAUGCACAAGGAGAUGUUCCAGGUGAUGGACGAGAUCAAGCAAGGCAUCCAGUAUGUGUUCCAGACCAAGAACCCCCUCACGCUGGCCAUCAGUGGCUCAGGACACUGCGCCCUGGAGGCUGCCCUGAUCAACCUCCUGGAGCCGGGGGACUCCUUUCUGGUCGGGGCCAAUGGCAUCUGGGGGCAGCGGGCUGUGGACAUCGGGGAGCGCAUUGGAGCUCACGUGCACCCGAUGAUCAAGGACCCUGGAUACCACUACACACUGCAGGAGGUGGAGGAGGGCCUGGCUCAGCACAAGCCGGUGCUGCUGUUCUUGACCCACGGGGAGUCGUCCAGCGGUGUACUGCAGCCCCUGGAUGGCUACGGGGAGCUCUGCCACAGGUACAACUGCCUGCUCCUGGUGGACUCAGUGGCGUCCCUGGGUGGUUCCCCCAUCUACAUGGACCAGCAAGGCAUUGACGUCUUGUACUCAGGCGCCCAAAAGGUCCUGAAUGCCCCUCCAGGGACCUCGCCCAUCUCCUUCAGUGACAAGGCCAGGAACAAGAUCUACUCUCGGAAGACGAAGCCCUUCUCUUUCUCGCUGGACAUCAAGUAUCUGGCCAACCUCUGGGGCUGUGACGACAAGCCCAGGAUAUACCAUCACACCACCCCCAUCAUCGGCUUGUAUAGCCUGCGAGAGGCCCUGGCCCUCAUGGUGGAACAGGGCCUGGAGAACAGCUGGCGGCGGCACCGGGAGGUGGUGGCCUACCUGCACGGGCGCCUGCAUGAGCUGGGGCUGCAGCUCUUCGUGAAGGACGCGGCGCUCCGGCUGCCCACGGUCACCACCGUGGCCGCCCCCGCCGGCUAUGACUGGAGAGACAUUGUCAACUACGUCAUGGACCACUUUGACAUUGAGAUCACAGGUGGCCUCGGGCCCUCAAUGGGGAAGGUGCUGCGGAUCGGCCUGAUGGGCUGCAAUGCCACCCGGGAGAACGUGGACCGGGUGACAGAGGCCCUGAGGGAGGCCCUGCAGCGCUGCCCCAAGAACAAGCUAUGA